Molecule: messenger RNA, 936 nt
Organism: Anopheles coluzzii
Lineage: Eukaryota; Metazoa; Arthropoda; Insecta; Diptera; Culicidae
Product: cuticle protein 8-like
Exons: 2
Coding region: 134-853 (239 amino acids)
Cellular component (GO): extracellular matrix
Source: RefSeq, a predicted model, not a curated record
AUACAGAAGUCGCGAUUUCAACUGUAUCAAGCGUUGGAGUCUCCUAUUUUCACUGAGUAUAAAAGGCGUUGGUUACGAUAUCACACAGCACAGUCACACUAAAUCUCAACCAGUAAACAAUCCUGCUCCAAUAAUGGCGUUCAAAUUCGUUCUGCUCGCUACUCUGGUAGCUGCCGCCAGCGCUGGUCUGCUUCCUGUGGCUCACCAUGGAUCGAUCGCUACGUCGCACUCCACCAUCCAGCACCAUGCUGCUCCCACUAUCCAACAUGUCGGAUCGGUCCACGCUGCCCCAGCUAUCUACCAGCACUCGGCCCCGGCUAUCUACCAGCACUCGGCCCCGGCUAUCGUCAAGACCAUUGCUCAGCCCACGAUCAUCAAGUCGGUAGAGCACCACGCUCCGGCCAACUACGAGUUCUCGUACUCCGUCCAUGACGAGCACACCGGAGACAUCAAGAGCCAGAACGAAACUCGCCACGGAGACGAAGUCCACGGACAGUACUCGCUGUUGGACUCCGACGGUCACCAGCGCAUCGUCGACUACCAUGCUGAUCAUCACACCGGAUUCAACGCCGUCGUGCGCCGUGAGCCAUCGGCUGUGAAGAUCGCUCAGCCCGUGCACAAGGUGAUUGCGCAGCCCGUGCAUGUGUCCAGCUAUGCCCAUGCUCCAGUAGCUCACGCCACUGUCCAGCACCACCAUGCUGCCCCGAUCGCGCACUACUCCGCACCGAUCGCGCACCACGCUGCUCCGAUCGCGCACUACGCUGCCCCGAUCGCGCACCACGCUGCUCCGAUCGCGCACUCAACCUCCAGCAUCGUCCAUGGACCGAGCCAUCUGAGCCAUCAUCAUUACUAAGAAUCAUUCUAGUGGUGUAAUAAGGACUUCAGUUACAAAACAGAUAGUUUAUAAAAGCAUAAAUAAAAAGCGAUUAAAAAUUA